Gambusia affinis (western mosquitofish) is the source of this 2185-nucleotide messenger RNA. RefSeq names its product tubulin polyglutamylase complex subunit 1 (gene tpgs1). Lineage: Eukaryota; Metazoa; Chordata; Actinopteri; Cyprinodontiformes; Poeciliidae. Gene Ontology annotation, molecular function: microtubule binding. Gene Ontology annotation, biological process: protein polyglutamylation. The coding region runs from base 146 to 1162 and encodes 338 amino acids. The transcript is spliced from 2 exons. The record is from RefSeq and is a predicted model, not a curated record.
UCUAUCCAAAUGUAUUGUUCUUUACUGUAAUUAUACUGACAAAUUUCAACAGUGCGCUAUUAUUGUGUGACGCACUGCUUCCUGCUUCCCGACCGGUGCUCCAUCACUUCCGCUGCCGUUGCUGCGACACGGGACCUCAACAGCGAUGGCUGACAAGGAGAAGCGCCGGUCUGCGGCUCUUCCUUCGGGGAUGUCCUCAGGCAAAGCCGUCAAAUCGGACACCGACAGGGAGUUCCUGGAGCAGGCCGGCGUCGGGGACCUGCUCCGCGGGGCCAUCCUGAAGAUGGUCGAAGCCAGGUCGGAUGAUCCCAUCGGGUUCCUGGCCGACCACUUCUGCAACCUGGCCUCGGUUACGGACAGCGGGACGGCUGGAUGCGGGGAUGAAGACCAGCAGCAGCAGCAGCAGCAGCUGCAGAGCACCGGCCUUGCGGGCGCAGGCGCACAAGAGCAGCAGCGUCUCAACAGGGCGCUAUGGCACCUGCGGCUGGCACAUCACUCUCAGAGAUCAGCUUUCAGCAACAAUGUUCGUGUGGCAUACGACCUCCUGAACCUUAACGGGUGUCUAAGGCAGGCAAGUGAGAAUCCGGAGGGCCCAGAUGGUUCCUGCCUUGACGUCCCUCCUGACUCAGAGGGCAGCGGGGGCGUAAAAGGAGGUCUCUACAUGCAGACUCUGGAGUGCCUCUGCAGUGAAGGCGGCGUCCCUGCCUCGACCUCCGCCCCGCUCCUGCGACGUCUCUGUUGUCAGGACCACGAAGCUGUCCCUUACGAUGUCUUCCGUCACGGCGUGCUCACCUGUGCUGUUUUCUCGGACUACAUCCGGCAGGCUCAGAGGCUUUACGCCGAGGUGUGCUGCCCCGAUCAGGGCCCCGCUUCCAGGGCGCUGUGCUCCGCGGUGCUUGGGACCUUAAAGGAAGCGCUCGAAACCUCCCAGGACUGUGACGCAAACUGCUUCGUUAAUGCCAACACUAAAUCUAGUGCUUGUUUGGAAGCAAAUGCGAAGGCUAUCCGCUACUUGGAGGCCAGCGCCAAGAUAUCCCCGCACAAACUGGCGCAGGCCAUGGCCGAAUCCCAGACCCGCGGGCCCGGUGGCGACAUGGACGCAAAAGAGUUUGAAAACGCAGCCGCAGACCUGUUCAUCGCUCGUGUAAAAGUUGUAUCCUAGAGCUACUUAGAGGUCAUGAAUGUACAGCAAUAAGCAAUCCUUAGAAUGUAUUCAUCUCUAACAUGCAUCUGAAAACUCCAGAAUAAAAACAAACCUUAACACUAACAAUAAACUCAGUCAAAACUUUUGAUUUCUGAUAUUUUAUCAAAUCAGCUCCUAUAAGUAUUCAUCCUCAGAAACAGUUUUUUAAUGUAAAAAAACCAAAACAAAACAAAAACAACACGUAUUUCUGCAAGCGUAGUUACUUUUUUUAGUAUCUAGAUCACAGAUUCUUUUAGGGAGAGACAUUUUGAAAUAGUAGUACAAGCCCUUGACUUGUUGGUUACAUCAUUAAAAACAAAAAGGAAAAAAUAAAUCUUAUCUAUUGCUGCUGAAUGCUUUUUUUUUAAAGGAUGUGAUUUAAUUAAACGUGCAGGUCAUUAUUUCCCAGAAGUCUUGUAUUUCCAAAUUGGAAAAGUAACAAAAAUAUCAAUCAGAAUUCCUAUGUUGGCAGGCUGAGGUGUCUCUCCAACCUCACUAUCAAAAUCUAAUAUGGCUGCCACAUAAAAUUUAGCUACACCUGCUGUAAGAAAUGUUGAUUAGCCCUUCUGAUGAUUUGUGUCUCAAACUUUUCAUGCAUACACAGAACCUCUUUUUGUAAAUAUUGCUCACCAAGCAAUAUUAUUUGAAAGAAAAUACAGAAACAUACAUUUUUUUAUUUUACAAUCAAUGAAGAGGCUAGCCUCAUUUAGGGGUUCCUUUUCAUCCAAAGUUGCGAACUCGCACCUGAUCCUCCCAAGAAAAUUGGCAUUGACGAGGAGGGGAAUCAAAACAUUCUCCAUUUGGGUUCUCUAUUGUGACUAAAUGUGUCAAAAAAUGGGGAUGAUAAUGACAUUCUAAAAACAACCCAACGUGUCUGGAAACUUCUACCAAAUCAUUGCGUCACUAAACAUUUAGGUCUGAGAAGAAAGUAAAAAAUUAAUUACAAGCACAGGACAAUAAAGUACUACCAUUACUACUACUACUACUACUACUACUACUACU